Messenger RNA from Clarias gariepinus (North African catfish), 2754 nucleotides. It is a transcript of the gene stra6, whose product is annotated as signaling receptor and transporter of retinol STRA6. Gene Ontology annotation, biological process: vitamin A import into cell. The coding region runs from base 301 to 2319 and encodes 672 amino acids. Gene Ontology annotation, cellular component: plasma membrane. Gene Ontology annotation, molecular function: retinol transmembrane transporter activity; signaling receptor activity. The record is from RefSeq and is a predicted model, not a curated record. The transcript has 19 exons. NCBI's taxonomy places the organism in Eukaryota, Metazoa, Chordata, Actinopteri, Siluriformes, Clariidae.
GUGUUUUAUAAAAUUCCUGUGCGUCUGAUACUCUUCAUGUUGGCCGCUCAGACGGCAGCCCACCCCUGGAAGGUUACCUAAUCUCAUCGUCCAGUGUGGUAGUCAUCUAAAUCUGAAAAUUGGGGCCUGCUUACAGCAUUUUUCACAGCUCCUUGCUACAGCAGGAUUGGAGCACCUGAACAGAGAGAGAGAGAGAGAGAGAGAGAGAGAGAGAGAAAGUGAAGGAGAGAGAGGCCACAGAGAACACAGGACUUCACAAUACCAAAGUUUCAAAGGAGUUUUUUUUCUUGCACAACGAUAAUGAGUGCAGAACCUACAAAGGAAGACUAUUAUGAAUAUCAAGAUUUUUAUGAUAACGCUGUACCCACCAAGCCACCUGCAGAAGUUAUCCCACCAUGUGACUCAAAAGCUGAUGAAAGUCUCUACCACAUAUGCAUUACUGUCAUAUCGUUUGUCAUCAUGCUGAUCCUAGUGGUGUUGGCAAGGCGGCAGAAAAUUGUAGACAGUCUAAAAGAAGUUCCAACUUUACUCAGCCCUGUGAAUUUUUUAAACCAUACACAGCACAAAGCUUUGUCUGUGCCUGUGUUUGGGAUCCUUUUCUGCCGGCUUGUUGGUCUGGUUCUAUCCCCCAGCCCACUGCCCUUUACCAGGGACACACAAUACAAAGAGUAUUGGAUGAUCCUUGCUCUCUUCUACUACCCUGCUUUGUACUACCCCUUGCUGGCCUGUGGCACCCUGCACAUCACGGCCGGCUAUGUGCUGGGAAGCAUGUUGUCGUGGACACAUUUUGGCAUCCUCAUCUGGCAUAAAGUCGACUGCCCCAAAACACUACAGCUAUACAAGUACCACGCCCUGUUGAGUAGCCUGCCAGAAAUUGCCUGUUUGGCAUUUCUCAGUUUCCAGUAUCCUCUUCUCUUGUUCAAGAGCUUUAAAGGAACAGAGAAAAGCAAUCCCUUUGAGGACCUACAGAGCAGCUACUACACAGACUAUGUAAAGAAUCUCCUCAAAAAGAAGAAACAAUCUCAAGCCAGUUCAAGCAGUUCCAAACCCAAGCUGGCUGAAAGAAUCACUUACAUAUUUAAGUCUUACAUUUACACACCUAAAGAUGUUUUUAGGUUUCCUCUGAAGUUAGUCAUCUCUCUGGUUGUGGCAUUUAUAGCUCUUUAUCAGAUGGCUCUCUUGCUGGUUAUUGGAGUAGUGCCCACCCUCCAGAUUGCCCGAAAAGGAGUGAACGAAGACAUUGCAUUUCUUCUGGCCGGUUUUAACAUUAUUUUGUCAAAUGAUAGGAAAGAGGUGGUUAAGAUAGUAAUGUACUACAUGUGGUGUGUGGAAGUGUGCUAUAUUUCAGCAGUAACCCUGACCUGCCUGGUUAAUUUGGUCAUGUUUAUGAGAUCCAUGGUCCUACACAGGUCCAAUCUGAGAGGGCUGUACCGAGGAGAUAUCUACAAAGUGUAUAACUGCCAAAGAAACAUAAGGCCAUCACGUCCUGCCCUGGUGUGCUGGAUGGGCUACACCAGCUACCAAGCUGCAUUUAUUUGUCUGGGCAUGGUCAUUCAGACUCUUGUGUUCUUCAUUUGCUUUCUAUUUGCUGUGUUCCUCAUCAUCAUUCCCAUUUUAUAUGGAAAGAAUCUUGUGGUCUUCCACAUCAUUGGCAGAAUGUGGCCUUUCUGGUUGACGCUGUCAUUGACUGUGCUUAUCCAACACCUUACAUCCAGGUUCUUCUUCAUUAAAAAGGAAGCUGGAACACAAGAUCUUACUAACAGGAGGGGACUCUUCCUUCUGACUUACAUAUUCUUUCCAGUCAAUGUACUGGUGGGUGUGUUAUUGGGAAUUUGGAGGUUGGUUGUCACAGCUCUUUUUAACAUUGGCCAUUUGGGCCGCAUGGACAUCAGCCUGCUCAACCGCAGUGUGGAAGCUUUUGACUCAGGAUAUCGCUGCUAUGCUCAUUAUUUAAAGAUUGAGGUCAGUCAGUCUCACCCAGUCAUGAAGGCCUUCUGCAGUUUGUUAUUACAGUGUCCAAGCAAGGACAAAGCCACUGGAGAUGCAUUACGUAAUGCAGAGGAAGGAAUUCAACUGGUUUCACAGGACAAGAAACAGCACAAGGUGCCCAGCAUUAAGCGAGCACGUGGACACUGGCAUCUCAUAUACACACUAGUUAAUAAUCCAUCCUUGGUGGGAUCUAGGAAGCACUUUCAGCGGCAAUGCUCAGAGAAUAUCUUGAACGGGACCCUCAAUCGGAGCUCCAAAAAAGGCAGCAAAAAGAAGAGUGGCACCACAGCAGCCAGCAAAGAAGGAGAAGGACCUGCAACUAAAGACUGAGACUGAUAACGAUACAUUUUCUGUCUGCCUUUAUUAUAUUAUAUUAGAACUAGAGAGAUGAGAAUAAUAUUAUUGCUAUUGCUUUAUUUUAAAAUAAACUUUGUCUCACAUAAAUGUUCUUAUAGGCUACCAUAUAGUGCCUCAGGCAGGAGGAUAGACUGUUUCCCUUUUUAAAUGGAAAGCUACACUCUUUCUUUGUGUGUUUUAAAUGGUUGUUUGUUUUUUUUUCAUUUGGUAAACUUUUUACAGUGGUACUGAACUCCCAAAAUAAAUACUUGUGCAACGUUAUAUUUGCUAUUUAAGUAUGAUAUACGACGUUUUAAUUUCUAAGUUUUUUUCAUGCUGAUUAUGAUUCUUUUGUUUGAAGAUGUAACGAUUAAUACGAUAGAGUGUCAUCUAUUUUAGUGGAUUAAAUACGUUUACAGUCAUGCAAAA